UCACUCAUGAGAAUCUCAAUGAUCCUACCCUCUUAACAAUUGCCCAUGAUGGUCUCAUGCCUUGUCAAACUGUCUUGAGACUCAAUCCAAUUUGUGUUUUACUCAUCACGUCACCCAAAUCUUGUCAUCUGACAAGAUAAUACAUUAUAGUUGGUGUCUAGCAAAUGUUUCCCACACUGUCUGGUUUGCUAAAUGUCUGUCAUACAGCAAACAAUUUAAGGGUCCAAACUAGAAUUUUAUGGGUGGUUCAUGUUGUAUUACAAACAUUUCAACAUAGGUUUUGCCACAGGUGUAACUAAAUAUUAAUGAUGGCUGGGUUCAGUUUAGGUGUCCAGUUCCAGAGCUCACUAGAAAGGUGUCUUUUUAAUUUGUCACCUGUAUAAAAUUAAUAGCCAAAACAUUUUUUUCAGCCAGAAUCUUAAAGCUGUUCUGCUAUGGUCCUGCCCAGACAUGUGUCACUGAGUUUGCUGCAGUGUAUGAAAUUAGUUUCUGGGAGAAAUGCCAAAUAAAAAUCAGGCUGUUGCAACUUUUAGCCUGACACACAGAACAGGGAGGUGCAGUGGAGCCAGUUUUUAUCUGUGAUAGUUGUUUAAAAUACAACAGGAAACAAAGACAAUAUGUGGUUCACAAACAGUACUAAGUUUAUAAAUAAGACAGGUUCACUAGGCCCUUUCGCCAUCUGACCUGCAGAAACUGUCAGUGAAGUGUUUUCAGGGUAAACAGUUAGGAACUGGGCAAAGUUAGCUAACAUUAAGUAAGUCUGACAUCCAGUUCACAAGUCUUAGAAGGCUAGCUAACAAAUUUUGACCAACAGGCCAAGUAAACAACUCUUGAAGUUACAGCAGAGUAAUAUGGAAGUAUGUGCAUGUGGUUAUUAAGGUAUUAAUCCAGCUGUAGGAGGCAAGAAGUUAGCUAACGCUAGCCAUACGCAGGAUAGCUAAGCUGUGUCAACAAUUGUGAGUAUGAAACUGCCUGGAAAGAAGGAACAUUUAGCUUAUUUUUUGAAAGUUGCACUACACACUUCUUUAAAACACUUUCGAUUACGUAACAUUAGCCUAUUUAGAAUGAAUUCAGAAAGUGUUAAAUGUCCCUAUUUGGGCGGCUUUAGCACAGGUGCUCCUCUAUUCCGGUCACUACGGUAGCUCAGGCGGUGGUGCUCUAUUACGGUCAUUACGGCAUCUGAAAGCCGCAGUCAUUCACAUGUUUAUUCCUGAGUUCUACUGCACUGCUGCUCGACUCUCUGCUAGGACUGAUUUUACAUCAUCAUCUGGUGCCAAAGCUACUGUUUCCUCCUCUGACUGCCAGGUACGGUGCUUACAUUUUCAUUAAAGCGACAAAAUAUCUCCUUAGAGCUUUAUUCUAAGGCUUAGAAUAAACAUUUUAUGAAAGUGCGCGUCGCCACUGUGAUCUAGACUACAAAAUAAUCCUGCGUAAAGGUAAACUCAGUAAUCUAAUUUUGCUCCUGGGACCAGCUGUGUGUCUGCGAGUUUAGAGGCACCUUGUUGAAGUAUAUAUUUUUUAAGUUAAGUUAGCUGUUAAAGUGUUUUGGGAGUUAUUUUGCUGCGAUUUCAGGCCUAUAAAGCAUCCUUUUGAACUGCAUUAUCGGACUGUAGCCAACAGCCCCCUGCAUAAAGGUGAGCAUCGGGCGAAAUAAAGAGAAGGACUCAAACGAGGCUGCUGGGCCUGAUAACGGUUCUGGACAGUAAUCAGAUUUUAGACGAAAUUACUUGGCGAGUUGACUAUAUAGAAGUCUGGGUUCAUGCCGGAUUUCGAGCACUUCAGAUUUUCCUAUUCGAGCAUGAAUCCGGUCCUGGGGGAGAACGGCUUCCUGGCCCCGCAGCAGCACCACCACCACCAGAUGACGGGCCAGACCGACUCCGCCAUCCCGGAGCCUGGCUACUUCUUUGGGGACCACGGCGGGUUCGGGCCUGAUGGGUUGUCCGGGCUGGACCUGGGCGCCCUGCCGCCGUCGGGCCUCGCCUACCUGCACCUGAGCAGCCCCCUGCACCGCGUGCCACCGGCGGCCAUGGCGCUGCGCAACGACCUGGGAUCCAACAUCAGCGUCCUUAAGACCCUGAACCUGCGCUUCCGCUGCUUUUUGGCCAAAGUGCACGAGCUGGAGCGCAGGAACAAGGUGUUGGAGAAGCAGCUACAGCAGGCUCUUGAGGAAAACUGCGGAGGGGAUGGACACAAGAAGCCCCUGACCAAAGAGAUGGGGGUCCAGACUGGAUUUAUUGGGCCUAUCCCAGCCAGACCGGGCCUCAUCCCUCUCCACAACGUCAACAACUCUGCCUACCUGCCCGGCGGCCUCCUCUCACCAACACUGAACCCUCCCCCACUUUUUGACAACAAAUACCUGCUGGGGAACAACUUCAACCCGAUUACGGAUUCAAACUCCAACCUCACCACAUCCGGGUUCUCCAGCCCGGCACUGAGUCCCACCGACCCGUCCAAACCCAUCACAAACAUCAACGAGAAAUACGCCUCCAACGCCGGUACGAACACCAACAACACCCCCCCUCCUCCCCCGCGAUUCCUCCCCGGGACGAUCUGGUCCUUCAACCACACCCGUAGGUUUGGUACCGGGAGGGAGUCGUGCGUCACGGGCCCCGGGGUCUCCUGGACUCACCCGGACGGCGUCGGGGUCCAGAUCGACACCAUCACACCUGAGAUCAGGGCCCUGUACAACGUGCUGGCCAAAGUGAAGCGAGAAAGAGACGAGUACAAGAGAAGAUGGGAGGAAGAGUACACAGCCAGGAUGGACCUGCAGGAAAAGAUGGCUGAACUGGAGGACGACCUGCAGGAGAGCGAGGUGUGUCAGGAUGAGCUGGCUCUGAGGGUGAAGCAGCUGAAGGCUGAACUUGUUCUCUUUAAAGGACUUGUCAGUAACUCUCCCUAUCAGAACUUGUCAGAUCUGGACAGUAAGAUCCAGGAGAAAGCCAUGAAGGUGGACAUGGAUAUCUGCCGCCGUAUCGACAUCACCGCCCGCCUCUGUGACGUCGCCCAGCAGAGGAACUGUGAGGACAUGAUUCAGAUGUUCCAGCAGGUGGCCACGCCCCCCUCCACUCUGAGUGGCCGGGCUAGAAAACAGAGCGGACAAUCAGCGAAGGGUGGGGACGGAGAAGAACUGAGCAUGUCUGAGAGCGAGGGAGGCGGGGCUAAAGACGAGGAGUCGUGCAGCACGUCGGCCAAUCAGAUCAACGAGCAGAUGCAGAGGAUGCUGAAUCAACUGAGGGAGUGUGAGUUUGAGGAUGACUGUGACAGUCUGGCCUGGGAGGAAACCGAGGAGACUCUUCUCCUCUGGGAGGAUUUUCCUGGAUACCCACUGGGAGUGGAAACGCAGGGAGAGCUGCUGCAGCAGGAGGAGUCCAUCGAGGAGGUGAUUAAAGACACGGAGUCUCUGUUCAAAACCAGAGAGAAGGAAUACCAGGAAACAAUCGACCAGAUAGAGUUGGAACUGGCUACAGCUAAGAGUGACAUGAACCGUCACCUGCACGAAUAUAUGGAGAUGUGUUCGAUGAAAAGAGGGCUGGACGUCCAGAUGGAGACCUGCAGGAGACUUAUUACACAGAGUGGAGAUCGGAAGUCCACCUCCCUCAUCACACCGACUGUGGACGACUCUGACAGCGAGGAGAAGGAGAGGAAAAAGCCCGCUCUCCCUGCCGACUCUGAGAUCAGCGAUUCUUACUGCGACGCCAACGCCGCCAUCCCUCCUCUGACCUGGAGGAAACCCUAACACACGCUGCUGGUACUCGUAUCUAAAGUCGUGUCUGUGGUUUUUGUUGACCUAUGGUAGAAAUUACUUUAAAACCAGCAGAUGUAAAAUGUCUAUUCUUUUACAUCUGCUUUUUUACUGGUCACAAACUCAGCCAACAUGUCAGCAGGUGAAUUAGAGCAAAAGGUUGACUUAAAUCUGGUGACAGAAAAGUUACACCAACGACAUUAUGAAACCAUCAUUUGCUUGCAAGGCUUAUAUAGAAAAUUAUACAUUUUCAAAGCUGUUUGUGAAAGAUUUAAGAUUCAUGAAAAAAAGCAAUAAUUCUUCUUGAUGUGUCACUGCUGCCCUCCUGUGGUAAUCUGCUGUAACUGCGGCGCAGUGAAGGUCAAACAGAACAAAAUGGCACUUUUUAAAAGGCAUUCACUGGUUCUGUUUUCCUGUGAGAUGAAAAGGACACAUUUUGUUUUGCACACUGACCUGUUUAGUGCAGGAGCCAAUUAUUUGCACAAUUUCAGUAACAAUGCCUUCAGCUGCAGGUUCAGAUCUGUGAACAGAGAGGCAGUAAUGCACAAAGAAAUUAUUUGCACAUAACUGUUAAAUGAAGUGGUUAACAGUGAUCAAAUGUAGGAACAGUUUAAUUUACUGCACUUAUAUUUAUAAUGAAAUUCUUGUUUUUAUGUCAUUAUUUGUAAAAUAUGAAUUACACAAAUUUUCUGAGGUUAUACUGUAGAUACAGUAACUAUUGGAUAAAAUAUCUAUUAAAGCCCAACUUGCCUUAAACUGGUGUCCAACACUCGAGAAAUACGAAACCUUCUGUGAUUUUAAAACACUGAAUUGGCACAAGAGUUACAAGUUAGUCAAGAGGGCUGACUUGAAAAUCCAUCUUUAAAAAAGGGUUUAAUUUUUUUUUUUUUCUUGCCACAGUACUAAAAAAGGAAAUGCAUAAUUAAUAGGGCUGCAACUAAUGAUUAUUUUAAUUGAUUAUUUUUGAUUAAUUGAUUAGUUGUUUAGUCUAUAAAAUGUUAAAUAGUGAAAUGUCCAUCGAUGUUUCCCAAAGCCCAAGAAGACAUCCUAGAAUGUAUUGUUUGUCCACAAGAUAUUUACUUUACUGUUAAAAUGAGUAAAGAAACCAGAACAUAUUUACACUUAAGCUCUAAAAAAAACCCUGACAGAUGAAUCUAUUUGAUUACCCAUUGUAGCUCUAAUUAUUAAUUAACCAAACUUGAUAAAAAUGAACUAAGAAUAUUUUAAACACAGGCUGUUUCCAUCACAUUCUCAAUAUGAUCUCUGGAAAUCUGUGAUUUUAACAACUAUGGAGCUGUUUGUUCUACAGUUACUACUUACACACUGGGUUUUUUUUAAAAGGUGAUUAUGAUGAAUCUAUAGAGGUAAAAUCCUUAAACUAAAUUCUCCGAAUUCUCAAUUUGGAGCUUUGGAAAACUCUACAAAAUGACUGACUAGAUAAGAAAGAAGUUUCUCGACCAGGAAAUAGUUUUUGUUUAAUUUAUUGUUGCUUAGCUCUCGAGUUAUUCCUCGUCAGGUCUCUACAGCUUAAUCAAACUAAAUAUCCUGAGGCUUAAAUCACUCACUGCUGACAGCUCAGACGCCUGCAGCCUGUGAUGAGCGGUCACUCAUAUAUAUAUGGCUUCAUUUUAAGGAGUAACGAGACAAACACACGUAAAACUGGGAGAAAUAACUGAAUAAAUAAACUAUGAGAAUGUAGGGGUGGUUUUAUUUUGGUGUCUUGGGGUUGCACUGGGGUUGCACUGGGGUUGCAGGUAUUAGUGUUGUGGAUUUUUAAAAUCCUACAGCCUGACCUGACCACACUGUCCGUGUUAAUGUCAUAUUGGAUACAUCUACAGUAACUAGCUUGUGUGAUAGGAAGAAAAGUUAGCAAAAGUGGGAUUGUCAUUUUCUUUAAGUAAAUGCAAAGCCUGAGAUGUGAGACAACGAGAGCUUGUAAAAAUUAGACCUGUACGAAAGGAAGGAUACAGGGCUGUAAUUAAGGAUUAUUUUCUAUACAAUGUCAAGUAAAAUAAUUACUAAUAUUUUUCUAGCUCCAAGUUAAAAAUUGCCAGAGAUCCUCAGUUUACUUCCACAAAAGAUCAACUUAUGAUUUAAGUCUUUGUUUGCUAAAAUGAGCGGGAGAAAAUCUGAGUUUAGUUUAGAAAAUUUGAAGAAUCUCGCAGCUGAAGUAGAUUUUUAUUUAUAUAUAUUUUUUUCCCCUUUAGGGAAAGAAAGGGAAGGUUUCAUAUUUUAAUGCCAACAAUCACAAGCCAACAUCCUUGUUAAUCACUGCUAAUGGAAAUUGAUGGAUUAUGAAAUCAUUACUCUUGACACAUUUCUCCUGUAGAAACAACAGAUUUGUUUGUCUGAUUUUGAGAAACAGGUGGCAAAAACAGACAGUUAUGGGCAUUUUGCUUUUUUCCUUUUACAAAAGUGAAAACCUAUUUUAAGAAAUAUUUGUCCUUAAAAAUGUACAGUUUGUAAAGGCUAAAUAUUGUAUCUAAUGUACAUAACAAGGCUGUAUAUAAUGCUUUAAUGCUGAGGUUUGUGUUCUUACGAUGUAAAUUUAGCUGAGAUCAAAGCAAUUUAACAUUUUAAUUACAUCAUUCUUUUAGUUUUAGCAUUGCUAUCAGUGGAGUUGAACAUCUUCGUAGUAUUAUAGCAGUUAAAGGUUGUUUUUCUGUUGCUGUGUCAGAGCAAAUACAACUGCAGCAAUGAUAAGAAGUUGUUAAAGUGAAUUUACCUUUUUUUAGUUUCCUGUUUCAUGUGGAUGUACAUAUUUGGGGAAAGAAGCCAUUUUGCAAGAGAUGUGUUUAAGCAGAAAGAUUUUUACUCUGUGGUAGAACACAUCUUUAAAUAAAAUGAAUGUCUGCUUAGUCAAUAACCUGCCAUGUUCAUCACAGAAAACAGACUCAUUAAAAGGAACCUUUUUAGUUUUA
Molecule: messenger RNA, 6663 nt
Organism: Micropterus salmoides (largemouth bass)
Lineage: Eukaryota; Metazoa; Chordata; Actinopteri; Centrarchiformes; Centrarchidae
Gene: iffo1a
Product: intermediate filament family orphan 1a
Exons: 9
Coding region: 1760-3736 (658 amino acids)
Source: RefSeq, a predicted model, not a curated record